GAUUGUGGCAUGCUGGGGCCGACGAACGUCAGUUUGCCUUUUGCUGGAUCAUGCCGCUGCUUCUGAGCCAGGCGUUGUUGGCGACGCACCAGCGCUUGGGCUACUACGCACCGUGGCGCAGCUGUCGCCUGUUGCUCUCGACGCUCGACGUCCUCAAGACGGGCCACACGUCGCCGCUUUGUCGCAUGGGCUGCGACGUCUGUGGGCAGACGAUGGACGAGUCCCUCGACGCCACCAACGGCACGCUCGUCCUCCAUCUGCAGAAAGAGUUUGUGUGGCUCCACCAGCUCGCGUUCCAACUGCGCUUUCACGCUGUGACUGCUUUCACAUGCUUGCGCCUCGUGCAGUGUCUCGACCUUCCGAAUGGCCUCGUCGUCGUCCACGAUGCGACGUAUGGCGCCGUGGCCGCAGACUCGGACCACCUCUGGGUCAUCGAGUGGGGCACGCUUCUCUCGAGCGCUGCAGCGGGCAUCGAGCUGUGUCCCGGCGCCGCGGUCUCGGGGCACCUCUUCUAUUUUGACGGCACCACGCUCGUGCUGCACCAGCGCUGCGAGAUCAUGCUCGCCGACGACCCAUCCGACAGCGAGGACCUUGCCGCUGCGGUCGACGACGGACUUGCUAUCGCCCUCCUCGAGCGCCUCCACCAGCAACGUUUCAUGAAAGCGGUGCUGUCGCCUGCGGUCCACCGCGCCGUCGCCAAGCGAUACUGGCCCCUUCUCGACCUCCUCCUCUCGCACGGCGCCAGCAUUGAAGCUGUCGACAAGAACUUUUACACGCCGUUGAGCAAGGCCGUGGCCGAUGGGGACGAAGCCUGCGUCGAGGCGCUCGUGAAGCGGGGCGCAUCACCCUUCAACCUCGCGUCUGGCAUCUCGCCGCUCUUUGCUGCCAUUCAACUCGGCCAUCUCGGUAUCACUCGCCUCCUCGUGGACGUGGACACGCCCAAGGCGCUGCUGCAAUGCGUGCCCGUCGAGCGCCGCGAACUCUUCAACCGGUCGGCGGUCUCGGCGCUCGGCUACGCCUACAUUUGCAACCAGCCAGAGGUCGCGCUGCUGCUCUUGCACGCGGGCGCGUCGCCCUCGACAGACUCUGGCACGACGGUACUUGCGUCUUGCAUUGGCCACGUCGAAAACCCGAUCAAUCGCAUGACGCACGUCUUGGAGCUUCUCGACCGCGGUGCUGCCACCGACAUCCACGUGCGCUCGUCGCUAGAGUCGUCGUCUGGUAUGGACGACACGGCGAUGGUCCGCGCGAUCCAACGUUGCGACUACGACCUCGUGCGCCUUCUGAUCGCUCGCCAGGAUUACAUCCCAGUGACUGCGAAAAUUGCCAUGGAAGAGGCCGCCGCGGCCAUCUCGGACAACGGGCGCAUGCAGCACCUCAUCGGCAGUACCAGCGACAGCGUUACUUGGCUCGAACUCCCCGAGCUUUUUGCAGCGAUCCGAGACGGAGACGUCGCCCGUGUAAAGGAACUGGGCACCUCAGAGGACCUUUGCACGCGCCAGCAAAUCUUUGCGCUGGGGCGACUCCCCACCUGCGUGCGCCCCCUACCCGGGGGCCCUCGAGGGAUUGCCGUGACCGCGCUGAUGUUUGCCUACAUUUCCAACCAGCCCGAGGUCGCACAUGCGCUUCUCGAGGCUGGCGCCCGCGUGUGCAUGGAGGACGGCGAGGGCUCGGCGCUCUACUACUGCCUUGCUUGCGUCGAAGACGAAACCACUUGCAUCGCCCACGUCUUGGAGCUCCUCGAGCGCGGCGCCAGCAGCGACAUCACCAAGGUACAGAGUCGCCAAGAAAUGAGUCUGAGUGGCUUUCUAGGGUGACGUGUCACCGCUGACGUACGCGGAAGACGCCGACAUGUUUUCCAUUGUUGAAAUUCUCUACGCGUACCUCGAGUCGGCCGUACGACGCUGUCUGCCGAGAUUGGCCGAGGCCGCAUGGCUUGGUGAACAUGACAAUGUUUCGCACCCGGCAAACGACACCACUGACGAGAGCGCGACCGCCUUCGGGUCCAUCGAGCAGCACCAUCCCGAUGUGCCAGGCAGCUGCGAUGCUGCAGACGAUAGCGACGUCGAUGAAUGGGAGGUCGUGGAGCAGUACCACUCAUCCUAGCCGUCGUACGAAAGUUGUGACUGCGCUGCUUUCUCCUUCCUCCUCCGCACCCCGGACAACAACGACUGCGUAAAGAUGUGAAAGAAAGAGUAAAAAGGGAAUGAUAUCAGAGAGCUUAGUAUCGUCAAAAUGUGCAACAUAAUCAGACGGCACUUCCAAAUGUAAGC
Messenger RNA from Saprolegnia diclina VS20, 2273 nucleotides. RefSeq lists its product as hypothetical. The transcript has 9 exons. Gene Ontology annotation, cellular component: cytoplasm; nucleus. Gene Ontology annotation, molecular function: protein binding. Lineage: Eukaryota; Oomycota; Saprolegniomycetes; Saprolegniales; Saprolegniaceae. The coding region runs from base 51 to 1817 and encodes 588 amino acids. The record is from RefSeq and is a predicted model, not a curated record.